Messenger RNA from Nicotiana attenuata, 3296 nucleotides. RefSeq names its product gamma-tubulin complex component 5-like. Gene Ontology annotation, biological process: mitotic cell cycle; spindle assembly; microtubule nucleation. Gene Ontology annotation, cellular component: centrosome; gamma-tubulin complex; equatorial microtubule organizing center. The record is from RefSeq and is a predicted model, not a curated record. Gene Ontology annotation, molecular function: gamma-tubulin binding; microtubule minus-end binding. NCBI's taxonomy places the organism in Eukaryota, Viridiplantae, Streptophyta, Magnoliopsida, Solanales, Solanaceae. The coding region runs from base 1 to 2811 and encodes 936 amino acids. The transcript is spliced from 15 exons.
AUGGGAGGAAUGAGACCUCCCAAUAAUAUGGCGCCUUACCAAAGGCCACUGGGAUACAAUAAUCAAAAUCAGCAGCAGGGGUAUCAUCCUCCUCAGCAACAGCGUGGUGGACGAGACUUAGACGUGGAGCAAGAGAGGGAUCGAGAAAGCAGACAGGCUGAGACACUUAUACCAGUGCCUAUUGAGCUAGAUGAGUCAACGAAACUGACAGAGGUGACAGUCCAGCCUGCCCAAGAAGAACAGAACAUUCAGAUUGAGGCUGAGAAUGAAGCUGAGACAGCCCAGGAACAGGGGUUAUUAAUUAAAGUUCCUAACAGGAUUUAUCAAUGCUAUAUUAGUUUGUGUGCAGGAGCUGAGUUUUUGUUUCAACUAGUGCAAGGAGCCAUUCCACAAGCUUAUGAUGAAACUAAUUCUUCUAUCUCUGCCACAGCUAUUGCUGUGCAUAUUCUUAAUUAUUUAUUUAAGAAGCUGACUGAAGUUUGUCUUGUGCAAGGAGGCGAGGAGGAUGCUUACAGGAUGAUAUUACAUGCAUUUGUUAGCAGUCUUUUGCCAUACAUUGAGGGCCUUGAUUCAUGGCUUUAUGAAGGAAUUCUUGACGACCCCUUUGAGGAGAUGUUCUUUUGUGCUAACAAAGGAAUUGCAGUUGAUGAGUCUGAGUUUUGGGAGAAGAGCUAUCUGCUGAGAUCUGCAAAACUGGAUACUGGUUGUCAAGCUGAUUCUUUGCUUUCAAUAAAGCGGACAAACGAUAUGGGUAGAAGAGAACCUAAUGAUGUGCCUGGUUUGGCCAAUGAGAAAGAGGCAAAAGAGAGAGGUUUGGAUGUAUGUCCGCUGUUUAUCAAAGAGAUAGCCAGGGAUAUUAUCUCUGCUGGAAAGUCAUUGCAGCUUGUUCAACAUACUACGAUGAGAUCCUCAGUAUCUGCCAGUUCUAUUCAAACUGGCGGGCGUAUUGCUGGGUUAAGCUUGUCAGAGAUCUUUUGUGUCACUUUAUCGGCUCUUAUUAGCUAUGGGGAUCACAUAUCUGAUUACUUUUUCCAGGAGAAGAAAAUUGUAUCAUUAGUUAAAUCAAUUAUUGGAAGGCAAAAAGUAGAAAGAAGUAAUGAGAGCUUCCAAGAGAUGGCAUGCUCAGAUAAAGAAUGGUGUAAGUUCUUGGUUGAUACAGUGGCUCAGAAAGGAAGAGCUGAUCUCCAUUCAUGUCAUGCUCUUGUAGAGGAAGUGGAUAGCUUUGUUGUGAAAGGAGAUAAGCUACCUUUAGAUGGAAAUGAUAGUCUAUCUUUAGGAUUCCGUCCUGAAAAUCCAGCUAUAACUACUAGCCAAAAUUUUCUUCAUGCAAAUAGGGAUGCUUGGGGUGCAUUGAAUUUAUCUAGAGAGUUUUACCUCCCCCCUCUUAAUGAUGAGGGAUUAAGGCAGGCAAUAUUCAUUGGAAGUGGUGGAUCAUGCGUGGCAACCAAAAAUACAAACUAUACCUUUGGUUUUCAGUUUGGUGAAUCUGUACGUGAUCGAUUAGAGGAAGAUGUCAAUUUUCUGGAGGAGCUGCUCCCAUUUCCAACUCUUCUUCCUCCUUUUCAGGAGGAUCAUCACGUAUCGGAGGUGUUUCCUUUCCAGGAAAAUAGUACACUCCCUUCAAGGACCUUAAACUGGAUUGGAAGGGUUGAACCAAGGAAUACUCCGUUGCCUACGGUUAUUCUUCAAGAAUGCCUUAUUUUCUUCAUUAAAAAACAGGCUGAUUGUAUUGGCAGGAAUAUUCUGUCAAAAUUACUAUGUGAGUGGAGACUGCUAGAAGAGCUGGAAGUUUUGCGUGCUAUAUACUUGUUAGGCUCAGGUGAUUUGCUGCAGCACUUGUUGACAGUGGUCUUCAAUAAAUUAGACAAAGGAGAGAGCUUGGAUGAUGAUUUUGAAUUAAACACAACACUGCAGGAAUCAAUCCGAUACUCUGCUGAUGCCACGCUAUUAAGCUCGCCCGAUUCAUUAAUCGUGUCUGUAACAAGAAAUAAUGCCACUAGUGAUGAUGACCAGCAUGGUAUGCCUGUUCCAACUUCGACACCUCGAAAGAGUCGAGGGCAGAACUUUGGCAUUGAUGGCCUGGAUACACUCAUGUUUACAUACAAGGUUCCUUGGCCCCUUGAACUAAUUGCAAAUACAGAAGCAAUAAAGAAGUAUAAUCAGGUUAUGAGGUUCUUACUGAAGGUCAGACGUGCAAAAUUUGUUCUUGAUAAAGCUCGGAGGUGGAUGUGGAAGGACAAAAGCUCCACAUCUAUUAACCGCAAGCAUCAUUGGUUACUGGAACAAAAACUGCUACAUUUUGUGGAUGCUUUCCACCAAUAUGUGAUGGACAGGGUGUAUCACAGUGCAUGGGGUGAACUCUGUGACGGUAUGGCUGCAGCGAGAUCAUUGGAUGAAGUCAUAGAAAUACACGAGGCUUACUUGCUGGCUAUUCAAAGGCAGUGCUUCGCUGUUCCAGAAAAACUGUGGGCACUGAUUGCUAGCCGUAUCAACAGUAUUCUUGGAUUAGCUCUGGAUUUCUAUUCAGUACAGCAGACUCUUAGCAGUGGAGGGGCAAUUUCAGCUAUCAAGGCAAGGUGUGAAAUGGAAAUCAAUAGGAUAGAGAAACAGUUUGAUGACUGCAUAGCUUUCCUCCUGAGGAUCCUCUCUUUCAAGCUCAAUGUGGGCCAGUUUCCUCAUUUGGAAGAUCUAGUUACCAGAAUCAAUUACAACCAUUUCUAUAUGUCACAUAAUGGAAGUUUGAUAAAUGCACCGAGCUCUAAUGCAGUCCCUUCCAAAUCAGGAAAGUUCUUUUCAGGUCAAAGAGAUUGAAUGAAGGCUUUAAGGAUUAUUAUUUCUGUUUUUAUUUUUCUUUGUACAGCAUUUAUAUAGUAGAUUGUCUCCUUGUACUGGUGGUUUGCUACCAUGGGAUGUGGUGGAUGGGGAAUUCUCCAACAGCUCUACCCAUUGAGAGAAUGUUCUACUGGUUCCACUGAAGACCCUGCAGUACUCUAGUUUAUAUUUCGUUAUCUCAAAUGCCAUCAAUCGAUUGACGGCUAGCUGUUGAGAUUGCUGUUUUGUCCAACAUCUAUUUUUGUUUUGUACAAGAUGUAGAGCUUGUUCUCAUAUUUUUUCUGUAAGCUACCUUUUUUUGUAUUGUUAUUUGAGGGGGCGCUUACUGACGAAAGAAAUGUUUCUAUUUAAUUUGCUGCAGUUUUCUUCAGUGUCAGGAUGUACUAGUAAUGAAUGGAUUAUCAAGUGUAUUGUUGACUAUUAAAGUAUAUUUUGUUGGUCAAUGAGUAUUCUAAUAAUCUGAA